Messenger RNA from Echinococcus granulosus, 165 nucleotides. RefSeq lists its product as hypothetical. The coding region runs from base 1 to 165 and encodes 54 amino acids. Lineage: Eukaryota; Metazoa; Platyhelminthes; Cestoda; Cyclophyllidea; Taeniidae. The record is from RefSeq and is a predicted model, not a curated record. The transcript has 2 exons.
AUGGGAGGACAAGACGCAGAUGAAGGGUACUAUCAAGGCUGCACCAGCAUUUCGCUUGGGUGGAGAGACCGUCACGAUGCUCGCCUCAACCUGCCCAGCUCGUUAUCCUUAAUUGCGACGCAUAGGAUGCCAGAAAUGGCUUUAAGGGCUCUCAUUAAGGCGUAG